GUGUAGAGGAUCAACCUAUUCACUCGUCUGUUGGAGGCGGUGAUCCACGGCGUUUUGGACGGUACAGCGUUCUAUGUCCUAUCGGUCGGAGGUGGAUACCCAGGCUACCUACAACUUAUCGCCAAUAUUAAUCUUGAAGGUUUGCAGUAUCCUGUAACCUCAGUCCUUAUCGCCAGAGAUGUGUAACUGCUGGGCCGCCAUUCAUAGAUGCCUUUCAGGAAACCGUGUGCAUCCUGCAAACCAAGAACGGGAGCAGGAACAUCGAAAUGACCUGGAGGCGCAUCGGAGGCAGGAGCAAGAGCAGCCGAAUCAUCUUCAACAGCAGCCGAAUGUGCAGGAACAGCGAAAUGACCUGGAGGCGCAUCGGAGGCAGGAACAAGAGCAGCCGAAUCAGCUUCAACAGCAGCUGAAUAUGCAGCAGGGGGUCCAGGAAGAGCAGAGGAGGCAGCUCGAGCAGCUGCAAGGGCAACUGAAUGAGCAGCAGGGGGUCCAGGAAGAGCAGAGGAGGCAGCUCGAGCAGCUGCAACGGCAGCUGAACCAGCAGCAGAGGGACCAGGAGGAGCAGAGGAGGCAGCUCGAGCAGCUGGGGCAGCACCAGGGGCAGCUGGCACGGCAGGAGGAGCAGCUGGGGCAGCACCAGGGGCAGCUGGCACGGCAGGAGGGGCAGCUGGGGCAACACCAGGGGCAGCUGGCACGGCAGGAGGGGCAGCUGGGGCAACACCAGGGGCAGCUGGCACGGCAGGAGGGGCAGCUGGGGCAACACCAGGGGCAGCUGGCACGGCAGGAGGGGCAGCUGGGGCAGCACCAGGGGCAGCUGGCACGGCAGGAGGGGCAGCUGGGGCAACACCAGGGGCAGCUGGCACGGCAGGAGGGGCAGCUGGUGCAGCACCAGGGGCAGCUGGCACGGCAGGAGGGUCAGCUGGGGCAACACCAGGGGCAGCUGGCACGGCAGGAGGGGCAGCUGGGGCAACACCAGGGGCAGCUGGCACGGCAGGAGGGUCAGCUGGGGCAACACGAGGGGCAGCUGGCCCUGCAGGUGGAGGAGCUGGAGCGAUGGACGCUUUCCCGGACACGGCCACCGCCUGCCUCACAGCAGCAAUCAGGGCGGCAGGAGCCUGUCCCUCGGACGGCACCACCGCCUGCCUCACAGCAGCAAUCAGGGCGGCAGGAGCCUGUUCCUUGGACGACACCACCGCCUGCCUCACAGCAGCAAUCAGGGCGGCAGGAGCCUGUCCCUCGGACGACACCACUGCUUGCCUCACAGCAGCAAUCAGGGCGGCAGGAGCCUGUCCCUCGGACGGCACCACCGCCUGCCUCACAGCAGCAAUCAGGGCGGCAGGAUCCUGUUCCUCAGACGACACCGCCUGCCUCACAGCAGCAAUCAGGGCGGCAGGAGCCUGUCCCUCGGACGACACCACCGCUUGCCUCACAGCAGCAAUCAGGGCGGCAGGAGCCUGUCCCUCGGACGGCACCACCGCCUGCCUCACAGCAGCAAUCAGGGCGGCAGGAGCCUGUCCCUCGGACGGCACCACCGCCUGCCUCACAGCAGCAAUCAGGGCGGCAGGAGCCUGUUCCUCAGACGACACCACCGCCUGCCUCACAGCAGCAAUCAGGGCGGCAGGAGCCUGUCCCUCGGACGACACCACCGCUUGCCCCACAGCAGCAAUCAGGGCAGCAGGUAGCGUAUCAUCGGCUACUCGCCCUUUUCAGGCUGCGCUACAUCGGCCCUGACGCAGCAGAAGAGCUCGAUGGCAAGCUGAAGGAAUACAAUGGUGUUGGAUGGAGCGAUAAACAAAUAGAUGAAAUAAUCUAUGACAUGGUACGCCGUUAUUUGCGUCAGGAUAAGGGUUCGGAGAAGGAUACCCUUGAUGAGGUGGAAGGCAUUGUCAAGGAGUGGGCUGGCGGUGAGCUGCCCCCAGGGUGGCCUGAGGGUACAAAGGAACCGAGGUGGCGAAAGGCUGUCAAGAUGGCGCUGGAGCCGAAUGGAGGGCGGCUGCCGAUUGGCGGGUAACGGGGAGGCGUUAACAGUGCAAGCAAUGGGUGGAGGGCUGAUGUGUCAGCCGGAUGAUGUACAUCGGCUGUACACGUCGGGUAACACGGGUAACACGUCGACACUGCUCCUGGACCAAGUCCAUUGUUGCCAUCCAUGUGAGGUUAUGGCUUGGUAUUAUGCAAGCGCACGCCAUGAGCGGCGACCACCAGGUCGUGCAGUGUGGGGUGCACAACACAUAUGACUUGACAGUGGCAUAGCGAUCUUGUGAUACAGGAAGCUUCAAGGUUGUUAGACAUCGCUAGUGCCGCACAGCAUAAGUGAUGUUAACAUUACUUACGGUGUUUGUGUUAUGUGCUGCUAUGGCUUGAAAGGUCUUGUUGCUUGGCCUUGCUGAGUAAGUCUCCAGUGCAUGCUUGCAAGCCUCUCUUCAGGCUGGUCCUCCCCCUGGGACUGUCCCUACCUGAGGGAGCUGUGGUGUGGAACAAAGACGCAACUGGUCCUUAAAUAUGAAGCGAUUUCACUUGGACGACCUUUGGGGUUGUGGCGUUAUGCGUGUGACAUGUCAUCGUGCACCCGUGCUGAGAGGCGGUUAGUUGGUUGAGUUACUCGUGUUUGCGCGUCCAAGCCUGUUUGUACGUACUGUAUGCGUCGGUCGGUUAUUAGUGUUGGCUGGCUGGAAAUCCGCAGAUCAUGGGUUGUAUCGCCGAUUGCCGAUCCAAGGCUACACGGGCGGGGUAUCCAUUGCAGCUUAUUAUCAGCCUGGUAGACGUCUUCUCAUAGACCAUUCUGGUUGGUGGUCGCUGGGGCGACGGUUGGAAAUCAGUAGAGCCAGCGUUUAGCAGGAUUGACGUUGCGUGCUUGUGGGCAUAAAAUGUUUAACAACAGCUUCUGCGACUCGUAGGCACGCACGCACUGGGGCUACUGGGAUGUUAGCAGUCCGGUGUCACGGAGGCGUGGUGUCACCCUGCCUUCAGCCACGAGCGCUCUUGCCACGAACUGUCUGUUGCUGUGUGAGGCAUGAGGUGCCUUACCAAAAGGUAUACGCGCUUGGUUACCCGCCAGCACCGUACGUCCUGAGGCCGAUCAGGUGGAUUAGAGGAGUUGGGCGUCUUGGAACAGCCGUGAGAUGUCAAUGGCUGGGUGUUUUGCUAGGGCUGGAUACCAUGCAUGUAUGGACGCGUGCUGUUGGGCUGCACGUUGGCGGCUGGGACUGUUACGGCUUCUUCGACGCUAGAGUAUGUACGGCAUGGCCCGGAUUUGUUACGUUAAACUACUGUCAUAGUUGAAAUUCACUAAAUAUGGAUGAAGAUCUGCCCGGACCUUGUGCUGGUUGUUCUGUGUUGCUGCACUGCAUGCCGCGGUCUGCAUGCAGUUGGAUUCGGUUGCGAUUCUUACGUGUUUCUUGUGCCCAUUGGUAGUGUAGAUGUAUUAUCAUUAACGACGCGGCUACGCUCGUGCUAGGGGUUGUGUUCCUGCAGGCGGGUCGGAGGUGGGCAGGCUGUGUGUUCGGAAUUAUAGAGUAGGGUUUGUGACCCACGGGUCAACCCUUCGUUUGCAAGGCAGCGAAGGUCGCUUGUUUGCAUUUGGCAGUAGCAUAAGAUACCGAAAAGGUGGAGUAGGACAAGGGAAAAUCUGAUCUGCGGACGGACAUAGUAUCCUGGUUCCCUAAACGUUAUAAGCGGGUAUUAGCUGAGUGUGGUGGCGAUGGUCAGUUCUCCCAAGACACUUGCCCUUAGUGCAGUGCACGCCAGUGGUUUUCGCCAUAGCAUGCUUUGGAAGCAUUCACCCAGGUUCAGUCGCUUGGGCUGUUCUUGUGAACAUUUCAAACCACUUGCUGUUGUCCUUCGGGCCAUUUUUUCGUACUAUUAGUCGUGCAGUGCCCAUUUGCUGGUUGUGAGCAGCACCAACGUAUUGGAAGAUGUACGGCAUUCAUCGAGGACAAAUACCUGCAGUUUGUGGCCCUGCCAUGCACAAGGAUGCAUGCUCUCACUUUUGCGGUGGGGGCUCGUUGUCUCUGUGAUGCAUGUCUGGCCUGAUGCGGCAGCAAUUCCCCUCGCUCUGCUGGUUGUUACCGGUAAGAGUUAAGGAUGUUAACAGUCCUGGUAUGCCACCAACGUGCUGGAAGAUGCACGGCAAUGUUUAUCGUGUUUUGCCCCAUGCUUGGACAAAUCUGUUUGUCAUGCUUAUUCGCUCGCAACCGAUUGUUCGUCCUCAAGUGGGCGGGAGAUGCGGGCGUCUGAGGUGCUAGAUACUGUUUCAGAGAAAGUGAAUAGGUUGCGCCAGCCAAGGUUACCUAAUUAAGGUGCAGGUGGUCGACUCAAUGCUGCUGUGGGUGCGCAAAGCUGAACGGCUGUUGGGAGGUAUUUGGUAGAGAUUGGGAAGGAGACCUCAGGCUGAACGAGGAAUAACAUAAGGAGAGUGUUGUUGGGUGCCUAGCGAAGACAGUUUUGAGCUUGGUCUUAUGCUAGGCACAUGUAAGUUACCCUGCACUUGCUUGCAAGCGUCCUACACCUAUUACGAC
This is a messenger RNA of Astrephomene gubernaculifera, 4514 nucleotides long. The record is from the annotation of a GenBank genome assembly. Lineage: Eukaryota; Viridiplantae; Chlorophyta; Chlorophyceae; Chlamydomonadales; Astrephomenaceae.